Echinostoma caproni is the source of this 210-nucleotide messenger RNA. The record is from the annotation of a GenBank genome assembly. NCBI's taxonomy places the organism in Eukaryota, Metazoa, Platyhelminthes, Trematoda, Plagiorchiida, Echinostomatidae.
AUGCCGAGCCUAGCAGAAGUUAAGGAAUUGUUGAAGGUGCUUGACAAAAAUGGCGACAUGAAGGUCUCAGUGGAGGAGUUGCAUUCCUUCCUCAGCACCGAAAAAUGCACCUUGGACAAGGCCAAGGUUGAGGCCUUCAUCAAGGCGAAUGAUAAGAACCAGGACGGAAAGCUGGAUUUGAACGAGCUCGCGGCGAUCCUGGCGCAUUAA